This is a messenger RNA of Trichechus manatus latirostris (Florida manatee), 2184 nucleotides long. Its product is annotated as zinc finger protein 699-like. Lineage: Eukaryota; Metazoa; Chordata; Mammalia; Sirenia; Trichechidae. The transcript has 5 exons. Gene Ontology annotation, molecular function: RNA polymerase II cis-regulatory region sequence-specific DNA binding; DNA-binding transcription factor activity, RNA polymerase II-specific. Gene Ontology annotation, biological process: regulation of DNA-templated transcription. The record is from RefSeq and is a predicted model, not a curated record. Bases 153 to 1841 code for a protein of 562 amino acids.
GCCCCUGCUCAGCUCGCCCCGCCGCGCCAUUUCUGGCCGACGCGGAAGAGAGUCGCUGAGAGCGACAAUCCUACAAGGGUCCCAGAUGUGGCUCAGGGAGAGAUAGUCCAGUCUAGGCAGCUGGGGACCAAGGACGACCAUCUUGCACAUCCAUGCAAUCACAAGACUCAGUGGCUGUUGAGGAUGUGGCUGUGGACUUUACCCAGGAAGAGUGGGCAUUGCUGGAUCUUUCUCAGAGGCAACUCUACAGAGAUGUGAUGAUGGAAACCUUCAGAAACCUGGCCUCAGUAGUUUCUCGAAACCUUAGUGAUGGAGGAAAGCUAUCCAGUGAAAAUAUAAUAGUACGAUUCACGAAAAAUGACACGUGGUUCUCCAUGGUAGGAGAAAUCUGCGAAUUGCAUGGCAGUGAAGAUCAGGAUACCAACCGGAACACACAUGUGAGCAUGCUGCCUAUUUUUAACAGAAGGUAUAUGGUAGAGAACCUCUGUGUAAGUAAUGAAGACCAUCAGUGUGGAGAGACCUUCAGCCGGAUUCCAAAUGUUUCUGUGCUGAAAAGAACUUCUAUGGAUGGAUAUCCUACUGAAUGCCUUGAGUGUGGAAAAUCCUGGAUGGAUCAUUCAUCACUUAAGCAUCAUAUCAGAUCUCACUCUGGAUGCAAUGCUUAUCAGUGUAAGGAAUGUGGAGGAGCCUGCAGUUGUUCUUCUUACCUCAACACUCCUGUGAGAACUCUUACAGGAGAGAAACCCUAUGAAUGUAAGGAAUGUGGGAAAGCCUUUAGUUGGCCAUCACACCUCACUUCACAUGUAAGAACUCACAGUGGAGAGAGGCCUUAUAUAUGUAAGGAAUGUGGCAAAGCCUUUCGUCAUUCUUCAAGCCUCACUAAGCAUCUAAGAACUCACAGUGGAGAGAGGCCUUGUGAAUGUAAGGAAUGUGGCAAAGCUUUUAAUCGGUCAUCCUACCUCACUACACAUAUACGAACUCACAGUGGAGAGAGGCCUUAUGAAUGUAAGGAAUGUGGCAAAGCCUUUCGUCAUUCUUCAAGCCUCACUAAACAUAUAAGAACUCACAGUGGAGAGAAGCCUUAUGAAUGUGAGGAGUGUGGCAAAACUUUCAAUCUGUCAUCACACCUCACUUCACAUGUAAGAACUCACAGUGGAGAGAGGCCUUAUAUAUGUAAGGAAUGUGGCAAAGCUUUUCGUCAUUCUUCAAGCCUUACUAGACACAUAAGAACUCACAGUGGAUUGAGGCCUUAUGAAUGUAAGGAGUGUGGAAAAGCCUUUAGUCAAUCCUCACACCUCACUAUACAUACAAGAACUCACAGUGGAGAGAGGCCUUAUAUAUGUGAGGAAUGUGGGAAAGCCUUUCGUCAUUCUUUAAGCCUCACUAUUCAUAUAAGAACUCACAGUGGAGAGAGGCCUUAUGAAUGUAAGGAGUGUGGGAAAGCCUUUCAUCAGUCCUCAAACCUCAUUGAACAUGUAAGAACUCACAGUGGAGAGAGGCCUUAUGAAUGUAAGGAAUGUGGGAAAGCCUUUAGUCAUGCCACAUCCCUCACUGAACAUGUAAGAACUCACAGUGGAGAGAGGCCUUAUGAAUGUAAGGAGUGUGGGAAAGUCUUUAGUCAGGCCUCACACCUUACUAUACAUGUAAGAACUCACAGUGGAGAGAGGCCUUAUAUAUGUAAGGAAUGUGGCAAAGCCUUUCAUCAUUCUUCAAGCCUCACUAGACAUAUAAGAACUCACAGUGGAGAGAAGCCUUAUGAAGGUAAGGAACGUGAUAAAGCCUUUAGUUGUUCCUCAGACUUCACUGCACAUAUAAGAACUCAUGGUGGAGAGAGGCCUUAAGUAAGGAAUGUGGGAAAGUCUUCAGUCAUUCCCCAGUAGUUACUGAACAUAAAUAACCUCACAGUGGGAGAGACUUUAUGAAUGUAAGGAAUGUGGGAAAGCCAUUAGUUAUUCCUGAUCCUGCACUGAAUACAUAAAUCAUUCUGGAGAGAAACAUUUUGAAUAUAUGUGUUGUGGAUUGAAUUGUGUUCCUUCCUGAAUACGUGUGGUAAAUCUUAACCUUUAUGCCUGUGGUUAUAAUCCUAUUUAGGAAUGAGUUUUCUGUUAAGUUAAUGAGGCAGGAUUAGUAUAGGGUAUGUCUUGAGUUAAUCUCUUAGAAGAGACAAAAAAGAGCAGAUUCGGC